Stegostoma tigrinum is the source of this 6263-nucleotide messenger RNA. Its product is annotated as E3 ubiquitin/ISG15 ligase TRIM25-like. The transcript has 8 exons. The record is from RefSeq and is a predicted model, not a curated record. Bases 110 to 1378 code for a protein of 422 amino acids. NCBI's taxonomy places the organism in Eukaryota, Metazoa, Chordata, Chondrichthyes, Orectolobiformes, Stegostomatidae. Gene Ontology annotation, molecular function: protein binding.
GUGACUUAGAAAAGAUGCUUGCUUGAAGGAAGGAGCCCAAAUGGCGACACUAAAAUUUGCCAAAAAAAACUUGCAGCUGUAACUUCCUGAAAGAACAAAGAGUUUUAGUAUGAAGGAAGAAUUAGAGAGAGAAUUUGAGAAGCUUCUGGAAGACCAGGAAACUUAUUCGAGAAAACAGCGAAACCUGGAUGGAUCGGAAGAUGAAAUAAGAACACAACUCAGUGAGCUGAAAGAAAAUAUAUUGAAGAAUUUUGCUGAAUGGAGGAGAAAGUUAGAGGAAGAUGAAUCAUCCGUGCUGACAGCAAUCGAUGAGGAGGGACUUCAAACUCUAACUCAGAUUAGGAACUAUUCCGGAGCAUUAAACAAGAUGAUUGAACUGGUCACAUCAGUGGAUGGAAAAACCCAGAAUCUGCAACAGGGUGACACUCUCUCUUUUAUUCAGAACUCGAGGCAAUUCCUUUCGAGACUGGCUCAGACUCGGACAGUCACAGAGCCAAGUAUUCCAGAGAUCACCCUGAACCUAUCUGGUAUAUAUCAACGCCUUCAGAACAGGCUGAACACUUGGGAAAAGUAUCAGUCAGAAAUAUUGGAAAUCAUCAAACCAUCUUCUGCCGAAUACAGGAGCUUAUUGAAUGUAACUCCUUCCCAACAUAGCUCCUCUGGAGAAGCCCCUGUCCUCACAUUGGCUAGAACUGGCGAGGAAGAUGAAAUAUCUGAAGAUCCAGCCUCCACUGAACACAGGGAUGCAAUGAACAAAACUUCUCCCCAAGAGAGUUCUUCUGGGACAGCCACUAUCCAAGAGAAAAUUAUCCAGCCAUCAACUGGGAUCAGUGGAACAGCAGAGAUAUCCCAAGAGAAAAGUCCAUUGAGUCUGGAUCCAAAGACAGCAAACUGUAACUUGAUUCUGUCUGAUGACCUGAGAACAGUGACAUGGACUGAACAGCAACAACCCUACUUACCCCAUCCAAAGAGAUUUAAAUAUCUUCCUCAAGUCCUUUGCUCCCAGAGCUUUUCCUCAGGAUCCUAUUCCUGGGAUGUGCAGACGGAUGGGAAUUAUUGGAGAAUCGGGAUUGUAUAUGGGAGUGUGGAGAGAGAGGGAGAAAUCUCUUCCCUUGGGAACAACAGUAAAUCUUGGAGUUUGGAUUUUAUUGCUGGUUAUCUCACAGCCCGGCACAAUUCUGAGAUCACAGUCCUUCCAUUGCUUCCAUCUAUAAAUAGGAUUCGAGUCCAGUUGAAUUAUGAGGCUGGGACUUUAUCAUUUUACCAAGUUACUGACUCACUGAAACAUUUAUACACAUUUCAAACCACAUUCACUGAACCCGUGUUUCCAGCAUUUUAUAGUUGGGACAAAUCCCUAAAACUGUUACUUUCAAAAUGAUAUUUGAAACUCUGACACUACUUCUGGUGUCAGUUAAUUUGGUGAUGCAAGUUUCUAGAUUUUUCACUCUAAGUAAGACAGAAACAAUUUAAGUGUCCAAGGGAAUGUCCCUGUAUCUGAAUAUUGAGGCCUGAGCCAGUGUUUGUGCCUGGCAUUUACACAGGCUAGAAAAAGCUCAUUUGAAUGGAACUGUGGUACGACCUCAAAGUUGAAAAGCAAAGUGUUUUUAUUUACAUCAAUUUAAGGAGCAAGUAAAUUCUAUUCUUCUUCUUAUCCACAUCCCAAGGAAAGUUAAGUUUGAGAUAUUCCAUAGUGAAGAUUCAGCCAGAAUAUAUAAAAUUAAGUGUCAAUUUUGUUUUGCGUUUGCUUCAGUUAACAUAACUGAGUUUCCCUAUCUGAUGUCUUUGCUUCGGUUCCCUUUAUCUGAUAUCAUGGGAUCAUAGGAAGGUUAUAUCACAGAAAGAGGCCAUUCGAUCCAUCAUAUCUGUGUCAGCUGAGUAAAUUACUGUAAUCCCACAUUCCCUAACUUUAUCCAUAGUCUUGCAGAAUACAGAUCCAGGUUUCUUUUAAAUACAUUGGAAAUUUUUUGCCUCAGCCAUCAAACUGGGAAGUGAAUUCCUGAUACCUGCAUGGCCAUGCCAUCCUUAAUUCUUCUACCAAUCACUUUAAAUCUUUGCCAUCUUGUAAUUGACCCGUCUGCCAGGGGAAACAGAUCUUCCCCGCCCAAUUUAUGUAAGCCCCUCAUAGUUUUGUACAUCUAAAUUUAGUCACCCUUCAUCCUGCUCUGUUUUAAGUAAAACAGCCCUAGCUAUUCAAUAUUUCCUCAUAGUGACAAUGUUGAAGCCCCGGCAACAUUCUUGUAAAUUUCCUCUGUACUCUGUUGAGAGCAAUUGAAAUGUAGUGACUGUGACUAUAUAUGAACGCCUGCUGUGACCAAUAUGUUAUGUUAUUGCAGUGUUAUAUCUUUGGUUUUGUAUUCAAUACCUUGCUCAAUGAAAUAAAAGCAUCCUUUAUCAUCUUAUUUACCUGUUUUUACACCUUCAGAAACUUGUUGACAUGCAGUCCAAUUCAUCUCAAUUCCUCAAUUCCUUUAUUCCUCUCAAUGGCCCCCCAUUUAUUCUGUAAUCCCUAGCAAGUUCCUCCCCAAAUGCAUAACUUCAUACUUUUCUGGACUGAAUUCCAUUUACCACUUUUCUGCUCACUGAACAAAACCAUUGUGUCAUUCGGAAGUUAAUAGCUAUCCACUAGAGUAACAAGUAUCCAGUCAAAUGAUUUCUGAAGAAGAGUCCGGACCCAAAAUGUCAACUUUCCUGCUCCUGUGAUGUUGCCUGGCCUGCUGAGUUCAUCCAGCUCCACUCUGUGUUAUCUCAGACUCCAGCAUUGGCAGUUCUUUCUAUCUCUGGUCAAAUCUUUUGUUGUUUGCAGAUUUCCCAAUCAAGUCUCCCAUGCUUAAGUCUAAAUAAUUAAAUUAUAAUAACAAAGGGCCCAACACUGAGUUCUGAAGAAUUCCAGUAGAAACCGUUUUCCAUUUGCAAUAACUUCCAUUGACCACUGCCAUUUGCUUCCUGUCACUGAGGCAGCUUUGGAUCCAACUUGAGAUAUUCCCCAGUAUCCCAUGGCUUUUAAUUUCACUAAUGACUCAGCUAUAUGGGAGGUAAUCAAAUAACUUGUUAAAAUCCAUGUCAACAAUAUCACUCCACUCUUGCCAGAUUACCUCUUAGCUUUAUAGUUUUUGCCUUUCCCCAAUAUAGAAAUUUUACUCCUGUCUAAUUCUUGUCACUUUCCAUAAUGAUGCUAAAUCUAAGAGUGUUGUGAUCACUGUCUCCAAAAGGGUCACCAACUACUACUUCAACCAUCUGCCCAUCAAUUUCAAAAGACUGACACUGUUUAAUUGUUGGACUAAUUGCUGGAUAUCUCUUCUGAUGAUGCAAUUUCCAGGUCUUUCUGCACAAGGAUAUAAAUUAGGAGCAGAAGAAGGCCUUUUAUCCCCUCAGGUUUGCUCUCUCAUUAAACACAAUAGGAGCUGACCUGUUGGUGUUUAGAAUUCCACAUUCCCGUAUACCCUGAUAUUCUUUUGUUCUCUUGCCUAACAAGAACAUACCUCCACCUUAAAAGUAUUCAACGAUCCUGCCUCCACCGCUUUCUGAGGCAGAGUUCCAAAGUCACACAACCCUCUGAGAGAAACAAAGGUCUCCUUAUUACUGCCCUAAAAAGGUGACCUGUAAUUUUUAAGUAGUGCCCACUGCUCCUAAAUCACUCUGAAGAGAAAAUAUUCUUUCCAUGUCCACCUAGUUGAGACCAUUCAGGAUCUUAUAGACUUAAAUCAUACAUCCCCUCAUUCUUCCAAGUUCCAGUGAAAACAGUCCAAAUUAUCUAAAAUUUCCUCAUGACAGUCUGCUUAUUCCAGGAAUCCAUCUAGCAAAUGUCCCUUGAACAUUCUCCAACUUAUUUCCAUUCUUCACAAGAUAAAGAGACCAAAACUACCAACAGAAAAUAGUCAUACUAAUGCCCCGUAUAACUGAAACAGAAUUUCAUAACUUUUAUCUUCAGUUCCUUUCGUAGUAGAAUAUAUCAUUUCAUAAGCCUUUGUUAACACUUGCUAUAUCUGUAUACCAAUGUUUUGUGAUCCAUUCACUAAAACACCUGGAUCCUUCUGGACCUUGGAAUUCUGUAGUUGUUCUCUGCUUAAUUAAUACUCCGCUUUUUUGCUCUUCCUGCCAAAGUAAGCUACUUUGCAUUUUCUCACACACUAUCCCAUCUACCAGACAUUAACCUCAACCAACAUAUAUCUGUAGCUCAUUAUGCCCUGUUUACAACAUAGUUAUCUACUUUGUCUCAUCUUCAAACUUAGCUACCAUGGCCCACUCGCCUUAUCCAAAAUAAUGAUAUAAGUUGUAAUAAGUUGAGGGCCCACCUCGAAUCCCUGCCAUUCAUCAGGUCCAGCCUUACAUAAGACCCAUAAAUGCAAACUUUGAUUUUCGCCAGUCAGCCAAUUAUAUAACCGUACUGCUGAGCUACCUCUACAGCAUGAGCUCUUAUUUUGCACAAUUACCUUCAAUCCGACACAUUGACAAAUGCCUUCUGGAAUAAGUCAAUGUGCUCCGAUUUAUCGGUGCAUGUUACUCCUUCAAAUAAUUCCAAUAAAUUAGUUACUAUUUCUCUUUCAUAAUAUGAUGCUGAAUCUUCCCAACUAUCUUGGAUUUUUCUAAGUGCAGAGCCAUAACCUUCUUAACAAUUAAUUGUAACACUUUCCCAUGAUAUAUAUCAAACAAAAUGGUCCAUAGAUUCCUGUUUUCUGUCUCCCUUCCUCCUUGAAUAGAGGAGUUAUGUUUACUUUGCAGUCUGAUGGAACAUUUCCAAAAUCUGAUGAAUUUUUGAAAAUUAACAAUAAAGCAUUAGCUAUUCUUUCACCGUCUCUUUCAGGACCCUGGGAUGAAGACCAUCAGGUCUUAUCAGCCCUGCUGAUGUAUCAUUCCCCGACCCCCUCCCCGCUUUUGCUGAUGUUGCUGCCAGAUCUCACCCUCUGAUAUUAUCAGGUGCCCAGUGCUUUGUCUCUUUUCAGGAUCCAUGUGAUCUUUCUGCUUUUCUUUGUUAAAAAAAGUUGCUUCUUGUGAUUAAUCGUCAUUUGUAGUGUUACAAUUGACUUAAAUUGUAUAAUUUCUCUUCUUUGUUAUGUAAUUGUUGUGGUAUAAAUCUCAAUAAUGGAUCAUAGUGGUGACAGGCAUGCCUGCAUUAAACUCCCUGUUGAAUCGUAAUAAUGACAGCAGACACACCUCUAUUAAUCUCGGUACUGAAUUGUAGUUGCACAAAUAGAACAUAGAACAUUACAGCACAGUACAGGCCCUUCGGCCCCCGAUGUUGCAACAACCUGUGAAACCAAUCUGAAGCCCAUCUAACCAACAGUUUUCCAUUAUCAUCCAUAUGUUUAUCCAAUGACCAUUUAAAUGCCCCUAAAGCUGGUGAGUCUACUACUGUUGCAGGCAGGGCAUUCCACGUUCUUACUACUCUCUGAGUAAAGAAUCUACCUCUGAUGUCUGUCCUAUAUCUAUCACCCCUCAAUUUAAAGCUAUGUCCCCUCAUGCUAGCCAUCACCAUCUGAGCAAAAAGGCUCUCACUAUCCACCCUAUCUAAUCUUCUGAUCAUCUUGUAUGUCUCUAUUAAGUCACCUCUAAACCUUCUUCUCUCUAACGAAAACAGCCUCAAGUCCCUCAGCCUUUCCUUUUCAGACCUUCCCUCCAUACCAGGCAACAUCCUGGUAAAUCUCCUCUGCACCCUUUCCAAUGCUUCCACGCCCUUCCUAUAAUGUGGCGACCAGAACUGUAUCAGAACUGUAUUCCUGUUACUCCUUCCAAAGUGAAUUACCUCACACUUUUCUGCAUUAAACUCCAUUUGCCACCUCUCAGCCCACUCUGCAGUUUAUCUAUGUCCCUCUGUAACCUGCAUCCUUCCACCAUAUCCACAACACCACCAACUCUAGUGUCAUCCGUAAAUUUAGUAGCUCAUCCUUCUACACCCUCAUCCAGGUCAUUUAUAAAAAUGACAAACAGCAGUGGCCCCAAAACAGAUCCUUGCGGUACACUACUAGUAACUGAACUCCAGGAUGAACAAUUCCCAUCAACCACCAACUGUAUUCUUACAGCUCGCCACAGUUAAAUUUUUCAUAAUAACUUUAGGUUGAACUGUUUCUAUUAGGAGUGGUGGCAAGUUAUAGCAAAGCCCCUAGAUCGUGAAGCCUGUGACCCAGUGAGCUCACUGUUUUACUGUAAGCAUUUCAAGAAUAUGCAUGGUUAUUUUUGUUAGUAUUGUGUCUGUAUGAUUAUUACAAAUGACAGAAAUCUCUAUUUGUUUAACUCCUAUGAAAACUAAUAAAUGCUUUUGAACUCUA